Molecule: messenger RNA, 1047 nt
Organism: Coccidioides posadasii C735 delta SOWgp
Lineage: Eukaryota; Fungi; Ascomycota; Eurotiomycetes; Onygenales; Onygenaceae
Biological process (GO): 'de novo' IMP biosynthetic process
Cellular component (GO): cytoplasm
Molecular function (GO): phosphoribosylglycinamide formyltransferase activity
Source: RefSeq, a predicted model, not a curated record
AUGGAGGCUACCACGCGCCUCACCGUCCUGAUCUCCGGCAACGGCACCAACCUGCAAGCCGUCAUCGACAGCAUCCAAGCCAAACAGCUGCCCGCGACAAUCGCCAGAGUGAUAUCCAACAGGAAAGAUGCCUUCGGCCUCGAGCGCGCCACACGCGCGGGCAUCCCGACGCUCUACCACAACCUACUAAAGUACAAGAAAGCGCACCCGCCGACGGAAGAAGGCGUGCGGGCCGCGAGGGAAGAGUACGACGCGGAAUUGGCGAGGUUGGUGCUGGCUGAUUCGCCGGAGCUGGUGGUGUGUCUGGGCUUCCUGCACAUCCUGUCAAGAACGUUCUUGGAGCCGCUGGCGAAGGCUGGGGUGGAGAUCAUCAAUCUGCAUCCGGCGCUGCCGGGGCAGUUUAAUGGCGCACAUGCAAUUGAACGCGCGCACGCGGCGUGGUUGGAAGGAAAGAUUGACAAGACCGGAGUCAUGAUUCACAAAGUUAUUGCGGAGGUAGACAUGGGCACGCCUCUGCUUGUGAGGGAAAUACCGUUUAUCAAAGGAGUUGACGAAGACCUGGAAGCACUGGAGAAGAGAAUACACGAGAUAGAGUGGAAGGUGGUCGUGGAAGGGGUUCAAAUUGCUAUAGACGAGAUACGAGGGAAGAACAAGUCGGCGGGCACGUCGUAAAGAUGAAAGGGAGGGAGACAAAACCUGGGCGAUAGUUCUCCGCAUCAGACCAGUCGAAGUUAUGUUCGAGGCCUGCGCCUCCUUGGAGGAUCAUGCUACGAGAGAGAGCGCAAUUUUAUCGGACGGUGGCUUUUUUUUUUUUUUUUUAUUGGAAGUACAUUGCGUUUGUUUCCCGCAUGGCUAUAUCCCUUACACAUAUUCUCAGUUAUUUCCAAAUGCUGGAUUGGCCGAGACAUUGGGAAACUCGAUGAACUGAGGUUCAUAAAAAUUUGACUUGCACAUGUCGAGGGAGUUAAUAUGGGUGUCAUUGGCGCCUUGGGGCAUAUGGGGAUUGGAGCGACGCGCACCAUUGCGUUUGGAUGUUCGCUAACCAGG